AUGGCAGAGGAACCGAACGAGUCUCUGGAAUAUACACCAACAUGGACUGUUGCAGUUGUUUGCUCCAUCAUUGUUGGUAUUUCCUUCUUGGUCGAGCGUGGCAUUCAUCGUCUGGGGAAGUACCUGGAAGGCAGGAAUGAUGCACUAAAUCGAGCAUUAGAGAAACUAAAAGAAGAAUUGAUGCUUUUGGGGUUCAUUUCCCUUCUGUUGACUGUCUUUCAAGGUUCGAUAAGUCGCAUGUGUAUCCCACCAAGCCUUGUAACAAAUAUGCUUCCGUGCAAGAGGCAUCAAGAGUCCACAACAGGUUCAGAGCAUAAUUUAAUAUACUAUAACACUAUAACCAACAGAAGAAGGCUGUUUUCUGAAGAAACUAGUUCGGCUUCAAAGCAUUGUACCCAAAAGGGGAAGGUUCCAUUGUUAUCGUUAGAAUCAUUACAUCAUCUGCAUAUUUUCAUCUUUGUAUUGGCUGUUGUACAUGUGAUAUUCUGUGUAUCCACAAUGCUCCUCGGAAGUGCAAAGAUCCGCCGAUGGAAGAAGUGGGAACUUGAUGUUCAUGGAAAAAACAGAAGAUUUGGUUCAGCGGCUAAUAACAGCCAAGCUCUCCAUGAGAGAGAGUUCAUAAAAAUACAUGCUGAAGGAUUUUGGAGAAAAGCUGCUGUUAUAAGUUGGAUUAAAGCAUUCUUCAAGCAAUUUCAUGGCUCUGUUACUGAGUCUGACUACGUUGCACUGCGACAUGGAUUUAUAAAGAAACACGUCCCAGGAGAUCCUAACUUUGAUUUUCACAAGUACAUGAUGGGAGCACUUGAAGAUGACUUCAAGAAAGUUGUCGGCAUAAGCUGGUACCUGUGGCUCUUUGUUGUGCUCUUUUUACUGCUAAAUCUUGAAGGAUGGCACACUUAUUUCUGGUUAGCUUUUUUACCAUUGAUACUUCUUCUUCUUGUGGGAGCGAAGCUAGAGUAUAUAAUUUCUCGAUUGGCUCAAGAAUCUGUACAACUGAUUGAAGAGGAAGAUCAAGAGGCUGAAAAAGCUGGGGGAACCUUGGAGGAAAAGAAAGAACAAGGAGUGAAACCUUCAGAUAAACACUUCUGGUUUGGCAACCCUGCUCUUGUGCUUGACUUGAUCCACUUCAUUUUGUUUCAGAACUCUUUUGAGAUAGCAUUUUUCUUCUGGAUUUUGUUCACAUAUGGAUUUGAUUCAUGCAUUAUGGAGAAGGUGGGCUUCAUCGUUACAAGACUCGUUAUGGGCUUAAUAGUUCAAGUGCUCUGCAGUUACAGCACCUUGCCUCUUUAUGCUCUAGUGACUCAGAUGGGAAGCCGGUUGAAGUUCAAAGCCUCGGUGGCAUCGUCUAUUUUGAGUUGGCGUGAAGGAACAAAAAGUAGACCCUCUGGUGGGAAUUCCUCUGCUUCAGGGACUUCACACUCCCACAAAAUGAUCCAAGAACCAACACAACAGCAUGUUCAUCAAUCUGAUGAUCAAGGUCAAGAAUCUUCAGUUGAGCUUGCUUGUAUCGUUGAGGCCUCUUCAAAGCAACCUCAUACCGUCAAUUAGGCAACUGAGGUUUGGUACGUAUCUCUGGUUUCUGCUGAUAUGAAUCCUUCCCCAGAAUUGGAGCUCAGUCUUAAUUCUCUUCUGAUUUCUCCAAGAUUGCCAAGAAUUGAUGAGUGAGAGAAAUAUGUAGUCCCCAUCAGCAUUAUUUUUAACGGUGUGUGUGUGUGUGUGGGGAAAAAAAUAUUGUAAUAUUUGCAUGCAAAUUUA
This is a messenger RNA of Neltuma alba, 1755 nucleotides long. RefSeq names its product MLO-like protein 13. Bases 1 to 1548 code for a protein of 515 amino acids. Gene Ontology annotation, biological process: defense response. The transcript is spliced from 14 exons. Gene Ontology annotation, cellular component: membrane. Lineage: Eukaryota; Viridiplantae; Streptophyta; Magnoliopsida; Fabales; Fabaceae. The record is from RefSeq and is a predicted model, not a curated record.